GGUAGGAAGGGUAGGGAGGACCCCCGUAGACACGAGGACGACCGGUAGGAAGGGUAGGGAGGACCCCCGUAGACACGAGGACGACCGGUAGGAAGGGUAGGGAGGACCCCCGUAGACACGAGGACGACCGGUAGGGAGGGUAGGGAGGACCCCCGUAGACACGAGGACGACCGGUAGGGAGGGUAGGGAGGACCCCCGUAGACACGAGGAAGACCGGUAGGGAGGGUAGGGAGGACCCCGUAGACACGAGGACGACCGGUAGGAAGGGACCCGUAGAAGCGGUAGACAGGAUUGGUAGAACAGGAUUGGAGCAGUAGAUGGCAAUAUGAACACCUGAGACGCAUCUCAUCUGGAUGAGUCAGUCCCUUCAUCAGGUUUUUCUUAUAUUGAAAUCGGACCUGACUGAGUUUUGAGUUCAUGCUGAGUAAUGGGUGUGUGUGUGUGUGUGUGUGUGUGUGUGUGUGUGUGUGCGCGCGCGCGCGCGCCUCGUGUGCAUGUGUGUGUCUUACCUGUUACUUGUCUACGUAGGCGUCGCCCUGAAGAGUACGACCUCCACGGCAGGAAGCGACCACGAGCCGACGGUCCGCCCGACUUCAACCAGCGAGCAGGCUUCAUCCAGGACCUGCGGAACCAGCCGGUGGACAGACGCUUCUCCAGUGUGAGGCGCGAUGUUUUCCUCAACGGGUCCUACAACGACUACAUGAGGGAUUACCACCACAGCGUUGGGCCUCCUGCUCCCUGGCAGACUCUGGCGGCGUACCCCGGUGUGGAGCAGCCGCCCCCCCACCACCCCCCCUACUACCAUCACAGCCACCCCCCACCCCCACCUCACCAGGCCUACCAUCACCACCACCACCCCCCCCUGCAGCCACAUGAGGCUCCGCCCCCUCGCUUCAGAGACAAGCAGCGAGCGCCGCAACACCGCGCCUUCACCUCCAGCCCGCACGACUACGACAUGCGUGUGGACGACUUCCUGCGGCGGACGCAGGCGGUGGUGAGCAGCCGGCGUGAGCGUGAACGGCAGCGUGAACGUGACCGUGGCGGCCCCCGCCGCGAGAGAGAGAGAGAGAGAGUGAGGGACAGAGACAGGGAGAGAGAGAGGGACAAAGAGAGGGGGCGCUACCGCAGGUGAUCGUGUCAUAUCCUGUCCAGGCUUUUAUUUUGGCUGUUUCCUGUUUUUUGUUGAAAAUUAUGAAUAAAAAAUGAAACGAGCUACGUGAUGACAUCAUCAUCAGCUGCAUCAUCAGUUAUGUGAAUAAAAUAUUUAAAAAACUGUAAAAAUACAAAAUCUGGUGAGGUUUGAUCAAAACAUGAAAGGGAAGUGACAUCACUGCACAGGCUUCAUUUACAGUGUAAUGUCUCCUGAACCUUCACACUUAAUUUCCCAGAAUCCUCUCUGUGGAGCUUCAGUUUGAGUCAGGACAGGAAGCUGUGUUUCAGUAUUUUAGUGCAGAGCGCUCGCACAGCAACACUUUUAGUUUUUUCUCUAAUCAGUGCUUUUAUUGUGAAAGUUUCUCCUGUAAAUCCUUCAAAUUAAAUGUCUAAAAACUUCCUGACUUCAACAUUUUGUAGUUUUUUUUGUAGUUUUCUGUUGAGUGGAACCUCUGCUUCAGUAACUUAUUUUUCGUCACACGAACAUUCGAGUUGUUUGUACUCGUGAUCGCCGCCUACUGGUGACGACACGUAAGCUUUGUUUCAGAUCUUUUUUUCUUUCUUUUUUUUUUUGCAUCUUUCUGAUUGGUUGUUACCAUGGUGACCAAACGUCUAGGAGAUCAGUUUUAUUGUGAAUUGAUCAGCAGCAGGUUAAACUGAUCUGUGUUCAGUCUCAGUGUUAAAACAACAAAACUUUAUUCGUUUCAUGUUUCUGAACAGAGGGGGUGGAGCUUCUCUGUUUUUGUACAAAUAAAAAAUAAAAUCUGAAA
Molecule: messenger RNA, 1922 nt
Organism: Micropterus dolomieu (smallmouth bass)
Lineage: Eukaryota; Metazoa; Chordata; Actinopteri; Centrarchiformes; Centrarchidae
Product: YTH domain-containing protein 1-like
Exons: 7
Coding region: 428-1132 (234 amino acids)
Source: RefSeq, a predicted model, not a curated record